AAACCUGUCCUCCUGCCUCCAGAUGUGGCCUCUGGCCUGUUAAAACCUGUCCUCCUGCCUCCAGAUGUGGCCUCCAGCGGUGCAGGAGAGCCUUUGGGCGCCGUCACCUCCCAGAUCUCUGCCAUCCAGCUGAGCAGGCAGGACCAGCCUCUGGCCUCAGAGGAGCGCCUGCUGGGAGAGACUCGGCCGUCUAACGGGCUGGACGUGGUGGAGGAGGAUCUGCCUGACGAGCUGGAGAACGCCUGCAGCGACGACGAUGACUCCGACUGUUCGUCCAUCAUCGGCUCCUCGUCCACAGCGUCCGUCGCUCUGCUCUCCAGCGUCGAGGAGCCGAUGUCGCUGGCCGAAGACGAUCGAGAAGAGCGGCCGGCGCUGGUUCCCAGUUUGUUCCCGUUCAUCCCUCCGACGCUCUACUUCAGCACGGCCAAGGAGAAAGGUGAGAACCUCCUCCGUCCACAGCAGCGGCGGCAGCUCAAGUGGAAGAUGAGCAGCGUGACGCCGAACGUCGUCAAACACACGGUCGGCCGGUCGCACUUCAAGGCCACCAAGAAAAGCCACGACUGGUUGGGCUGCUGGGGUCACCACAUGAAGUCUCCGGCCUUCAAGACGCUCAGCGAGCACCAGAAGCUGAACCACUUCCCGGGAACCUUCCAGAUCGGCAGGAAGGACCGUCUGUGGAGGAACCUGUCCAAGAUGCAGGUUCGCUUCGGCAAACAGGAGUUCAGCUUCUUCCCGCGAACCUUCAUCCUCCCUCAGGACAUCAAGCUGCUCAGAAAAGCCUGGGAGGACAGCGGCUCCAAGCAGAAGUGGAUCAUCAAACCGCCGGCCUCAGCCAGAGGAAUCGGGAUCCAGGUGAUCCACAAGUGGAGCCAGAUGCCCCGGAAGAGGCCGCUGCUGGUCCAGAAGUAUCUCCACAAGCCCUACCUCAUCAGCGGGAACAAGUUCGACCUGCGGAUCUACGUCUACGUGACGUCCUACGACCCGCUCAGGAUCUACAUCUUCUCCGACGGACUGGUCCGAUUCGCCAGCUGCAAGUAUUCGUCUUCCAUGAAGACUCUGAGCAACAAGUUCAUGCAUCUGACCAACUACAGCGUCAACAAGAAGAACUCCGAGUACCAGGCCAACAGCGACGACAAGGCCUGCCAGGGACACAAAUGGGCUCUGAAGGCCUUGUGGCAGUUUCUGGGUUCAAAGGGAAUCAACACCACGCUGAUCUGGGAGAAGAUUAAAGACAUCGUCAUCAAAACCGUCAUCGCGUCGGAGCCGUACGUCAACAGUCUGAUGAAGGCCAACGUCCGCUCGUCCUACUGCUGCCACGAACUGUUCGGCUUCGACAUCAUGCUGGACGAGAACCUCAAGCCCUGGAUCCUGGAGGUGAACAUAUCGCCAAGCCUUCACUCCAACACGGCGCUGGACGUCUCCGUUAAAGGCCAGAUGAUCAGAGAUCUGCUGAACCUGGCCGGCUUUCGGAUUCCUGCCAGAGAAGACGUGGCGACGCCCUGCAGCAGCGCCUCCAGCUCCACCAGCAGUUUGUGUGGAGGGAACCGAGACCGAAGCAAACACGAACUGUCUGCAGACGAGAAGGUGAAGCGGGCCUUUUACCUGACGCAGCGCUACGCCGACCAGGACUUCGUCGCCUCCGUUUUGGACGUUUUGACUCCAGAGGACGUUCGAGUUCUGGCCGAGAGCGAAGACGAGUUGAGUCGCAGAGGAGAGUUCGAGAGAAUCUUCCCGUCGCCGUCGUCGUCGCGCUACCUUCGCUUCUUCGAGUGUCCCAGAUACCUGAACCUCCUGCUGAACCAGUGGGAGCAGAAGCACUGGAACGACCGGACCAAGUGUAUCGGUCUGCUGAGGACGCUGUGUCAGAAGGGAGUCCACCUGGGAACCAGCGAUCCUGCUCACAUGUGGUCCAAGUGCAGCUACGUCUCCAGGUUCGAGGCCCACAGACAGGAUCCGGUCAGCCCAUCCAGAUCCAGGGUGGUGGUCUCCCUCCAGCACCGCUCCCACCGCCACGACGACGACGGUUCGGACCGGGAGGUGGCCUCGGUGUCCAGCCUCCCCGCCUCCCCCAGUCCCGGAUCCAGCGUCCCCAGCAGUGCCUGCACCAGCCCCCAGCCCAGCCCCGCCCAGAGCCUGCUGCCCCAGCAGUUCGCCUCGCUCUGAUCGGACCGGAACAAGCUCAGGGUCUCAUCCAGCCUCCUCACAGAACACCCUCCACCGACCUGCCACGUCUCCC
Messenger RNA from Stegastes partitus (bicolor damselfish), 2236 nucleotides. RefSeq names its product tubulin tyrosine ligase-like family, member 4 (gene ttll4). The transcript is spliced from 18 exons. Gene Ontology annotation, cellular component: ciliary basal body. The record is from RefSeq and is a predicted model, not a curated record. Lineage: Eukaryota; Metazoa; Chordata; Actinopteri; Pomacentridae. Gene Ontology annotation, molecular function: tubulin-glutamic acid ligase activity; tubulin binding. Gene Ontology annotation, biological process: protein polyglutamylation; microtubule cytoskeleton organization. The annotation marks the transcript as partial.